This is a messenger RNA of Photinus pyralis (common eastern firefly), 1491 nucleotides long. RefSeq lists its product as uncharacterized. The transcript is spliced from 3 exons. Gene Ontology annotation, biological process: DNA integration; DNA recombination. The coding region runs from base 292 to 1491 and encodes 399 amino acids. The record is from RefSeq and is a predicted model, not a curated record. NCBI's taxonomy places the organism in Eukaryota, Metazoa, Arthropoda, Insecta, Coleoptera, Lampyridae. Gene Ontology annotation, molecular function: DNA binding.
CAAUAAUCCUUUCCGCAAGUGUAUUACAUACUAUUUUUUCUACGAAAGUUCUCGAAUUUAAAGAUUAAGAGAAAAAUUUUAUAUCAAAAUGUUAAAACAACAAUUUCUGUAUAAAUCAAGUCGUAGUACGAUUCUCGUGUUUAUCUGUAAAAAUAUAAAAUCAAGUCUUCGUGACGCCGCUACGUUGUCUUAGUUACCAACGAGUUGUUUAUAAAAAAGCCGGUUAGUAAUUUUGCAUGUAGUUUUGUACGAAGCAAUUUCUUCAGUAAAACAAGAAUUUAAAAGCUGAAAAUGAGUGUUCAUGAAGAAAGUGAGAGCGGCGAUGAAUUUAUGUGCACUCCGCCUGAGGUUGCUGCAAUGGCGGAAUCAAUUAUGCCUGAGCUUUUGCCUGAAAAAUCGAGAAAUCGGUACGAAAAAGAACGAGAGAGGUUUUUUAAUUGGUGUAAAAUGAAACAAGUCAAGCGGUAUACAGAAACCGUGUUGCUUGCCUAUUUUGUCGAAAAAUCUGGAAAAUUGAAAUCAUCGACACUGUGGUCAAUGUAUUCCAUGUUGAAAAGUAUGUUGAUUUUGCAAGACAACGUCGACAUUUCCAAGUAUGCCAAGUUACAAUCGUUUUUGAAACGUAAAUCUGUUGGUCACAAGCCGAAAAAAUCGCUGACUUUUACGAGACAACAAAUCAGAACGUUUUUAGAGGAAGCACCCGAUGAAACAUUUUUAAUGAUGAAAGUUGCUCUAAUAUUAGGAGUUGCUGGGGCUUGUCGUCGAGAGGAGUUGACGAAAAUGACGGUGAACGAUAUCCAAGGCGAAGAUACGUUUUUACUCGUAACGAUUCCAGACUCCAAAACGCAUGUUCCAAGAACUUUUUCUGUUACGGAGGGAAAAGAGAAUUGGAUACACUUGUACCAGAAAUAUAAAGCGCUUCGUCCUCAAAAUGCUCAAACUUCGCGACUUUUUUUAAAUUAUAAAAUGGGAAAAUGUACCGUACAACCUGUGGGUAUUAAUACAUUUGGAGCAAUUCCUAAGAAAAUUGCGAGUUACCUGAAAUUGCCAAAUGCUUCUAGUUUUACGAGUCAUUGUUUUCGGCGUACCUCCGCAACGCUACUUGCUAAUGCUGGAGCAGACCUUUUGAGUCUUAAACGUCAUGGGGGCUGGCGGUCGUCGACGGUAGCGGAAGGAUACGUAGAUGGUUCUCUUCAAGGCAAAUUAGAAGCUGUAACGCAAUUAAAAGGGAUGCUGAUGGCGGGGGUGUAUAGGCGUCGCGAUGGACUUACGGCGCCGUUACUGCAGUAUAUAACAGUACGCCACUUCAUUAAGCGAGUAGAAGGGUUGGCCGGAAGUGUCAAGUGCACGCGCACUUCCGGCGACCAUCUGGCAGACCAUCUAUCAAUCAACCCUUCAGUUAAUCCGAAAUAUAUGGAACAAGAGGCUGCAGCGGUUCGCACGUCCCGUAUACAAUCGACGAUUAGUAUAAAAGAGUCAAGUAUGAUCUGA